Molecule: messenger RNA, 2193 nt
Organism: Plasmodium berghei ANKA
Lineage: Eukaryota; Apicomplexa; Aconoidasida; Haemosporida; Plasmodiidae
Product: conserved protein, unknown function
Exons: 1
Coding region: 1-2193 (730 amino acids)
Source: RefSeq, a predicted model, not a curated record
AUGCCUUAUGUUUUCCCAUUUAUAAAUAUAGUUAUAAUAAUAUUUUUUUUUUCUAAAAGUACCUUAUGCAUUUUAACGAACAAAAAUCAUGGUUUAUAUCCUGUGUACAGUAAAGGAGGUUGUGUAAAAAGUCGUGGGAAAUUUUAUAGCAGCAGCAGGAAUUACCCAAAAAACGCUUACAUAAAUAAUGCGACUAGUUUUAAAUUUAAUGUACGAAAAACAGGGUAUGGAUGCCAAAAGGAGUAUAAUUGUGCUAAUGGGAAAGAAAUAAAUCAUUGGAAUAAAAAAAAAGUUAAAGAGAAUAUAUUAUUUGCUGAAAGCAAUUUUUUCAAUCCUAAACAAUUUAAAAUUUUAUUUCCCCAGGGAAAUGAUAAUAAAGAAGGAGGAAGAACAGAUGGCGAUGGGCAUAUUGAAUUGGAAAAAUUAUAUAAUUUGAAAGAUAUAAGUCCUGAUUUAUAUAAAAAACUAAUUGACUAUAAUAAGCAAAAAGAAGAAUCAGAUUUAAAUGGUGAAAUAACCAAAGAAAAAGGCGAAGAAAAAAACGAAAUUGAUCAAAAUGAUUUGAAAAAUUAUUGUAUUGAUGAAGGGCUUCCACUUUUAAUGAUAGAUGGGAAAGAUUUUCAUGGAUUCCCUGAUACAAGAAAAAUAAAAAUAACUCCCAAAAUAUCUACAAACUUUAAUAAUGAAGAAUAUAAUGAAUUUGUAAAAAGGAAUGGAGGCGAUGAAAUUCACAAAAACAAUAAUAAUGAAAGCACAAAUGAAAAUAAACAUAAUGAAAAAGAUGAAUCUGAAAAUAAUUAUUCUGAACGUGAUGAAGAAGCUCCUUUAAAUGAUUUUGAAAGAAAAGUUAAACUCAUGUUGGAAGAAAGAACAAAAAAUGGAGAGACAAUUUGCAAUAAUAAUGAUGAUUCUAUAAAUGAUGAAGAUAUAGAAAAAAAAGAAUAUCUAUCAAGAGAAGAUAAAAUAAAUAAAUAUAAAAAAGUUGGAAAAAAUUAUCACAUGGAUUCAACAUUAGGAGAAAUUUUAUUCGAUCGAAAUUAUCCAGGGUAUAUAUAUUUAAACCAUGGGAAAAAAUUAAAAGAACUUGAUGAAAAAUGUGAAUAUGAAUCUGAAUUACCAAAAUAUAUAAAUCCAAAUAAUAUUCAUUUAAGAACUGGACGUAUGAGAGAAAAACAAAAAAAAAGAGAUAGUGGAAUUAAACAAAAAAAAAGAUGGGAAUCUGAUAAUAUAAAAAAUGACAUAAAAAGAGGAAAUUGGAAAUAUUAUGAUGAUACUGUUAAAGAUCUGCUUGAUUCAAUAGAUCAAGAAAAAUUAAAUGAAAAUUAUUAUUCUAACAAUUAUUAUCAAAGAACUAAUAAUAAUACAGGUUAUGGAAGUUUAGAUAAAACACAAAAUAAUUAUUUUGAUGUGCAAUUUAUUGGGUCGGCUGAAACAUAUCCAGCUAAUAUAUCUGUAGGAAUGAAUUUUAUAUGGCCUAUUAAUUUUAUACCGUUAUUAUGUAAGCAAUAUCCUAAAAGAUUAGGGCAACCAAUUAAAUCAGAUAUAUUUAAUUUAGGAGGUUUUGACUCAUUGCAAUUAUGGUUUUAUCCAGAUGGAAUGAACAAUUCAAUAGAUGGCUAUUGUUCAUUAAAAUUAGUCAUGAAACCAGGAUCAUUUUUACCUGUUAAAAUUUUCUUUUUUGCAUUUAGUGAAUAUAAUUAUAUACACACAUCACCUUUUUAUAAAGAGUCUUCUGAAUAUGUAACAGAGUCGUUAAAUUUAUGUAAAUUAUUAUUAAAAUCUCAAGCUGCGUCAACAGAAAUAAAAGAUAAUAAUGAUUAUGUUAUUUUAGGCCCUGCUUCAAAUGUAUAUAUUGGUGUUGGUAUAUAUGAUAAGGUAUACGAUUUUAAGGAAGAUUUUAGAAAAUUUUAUUCUAUUAAUAAUAAAUACAAAGAAAAGAAAAAAAAUACUGAAGAAGAAAAGGAAAAUAAAUACAAUUAUAAAUAUGAUUGGGAUGAAGGGGUACACAUUUUUGAUAACUGGCUCAAAAAACAAACUGCCAUAACAGAUGAUAAAAAUGAACUAUUACCAGUGGAUUAUACACAUUCGGAUGCAUAUGAAAAUUAUAAGUAUACAUAUGUUCCCGAAAAAAAUCCCUUUAAAUUUUUGAGAAAAAACGAAGAUCUUGAUUCGUGGAAUAGACACCCUUUUUAA